Molecule: messenger RNA, 654 nt
Organism: Lasiosphaeria miniovina
Lineage: Eukaryota; Fungi; Ascomycota; Sordariomycetes; Sordariales; Lasiosphaeriaceae
Product: clathrin adaptor complex small chain
Exons: 2
Coding region: 88-654 (188 amino acids)
Biological process (GO): vesicle-mediated transport; protein transport
Cellular component (GO): intracellular membrane-bounded organelle
Source: RefSeq, a predicted model, not a curated record
CAAACUUCGCGGGCUAGCACACCUUGGUCCUAGAUAUUAUUUGACGUUGACCCUGCGAACACGAAAUAGUGACAGCCUGCUCGGAACAUGAUCAACGCAUUUCUAGUCUUCAACGGCCAAGGCCAGCCGCGACUGACCAAAUUCUACACCCAACUGGACACGAGCAUACAGCAGCGGCUGAUAUCGGAGAUCUUCACGCUCGUCUCAAACCGGCCGCCCGGGUCGUGCAACUUCCUGCCGCUGCCACCGCUGCUCGCCGCCUCGGGCACUUCGCACUCGGCCUCGGAGCCGCACAACGACGUGCCGUCGCUCGUGACGUACCGCAACUACGCGACGCUCUACUUCAUCAUCAUCUCGACGUCGACCGAGUCCCCGCUGGCGCUCAUCGACCUGAUACAAGUCUAUGUAGAGGCGCUGGACCGGCUCUUUGAAAAUGUCUGCGAGCUAGACCUCAUCUUCAACUUUGAGACGCUGCAUGCCACGCUGGGCGAGAUGAUUGUCGGCGGAGUGGUCAUCGAGACCAACAUGGACCGCAUAGUGGCUGGUGUCAGGGCACAGGGAACAGUGGCGAAGAGACCGGUCAACGAGUCACGGUCAACCGGGCUGGGAGCUGGGCUUGGGAUGGGCGGGAACUUUGUCUGGCAUGGCCGAUGA